Messenger RNA from Drosophila sulfurigaster albostrigata, 20647 nucleotides. It is a transcript of the gene spen, whose product is annotated as protein split ends. Gene Ontology annotation, cellular component: nucleus. Gene Ontology annotation, biological process: regulation of transcription by RNA polymerase II. Gene Ontology annotation, molecular function: mRNA binding. The transcript is spliced from 13 exons. The record is from RefSeq and is a predicted model, not a curated record. Lineage: Eukaryota; Metazoa; Arthropoda; Insecta; Diptera; Drosophilidae. The coding region runs from base 1371 to 18704 and encodes 5777 amino acids.
AUAAGUAAAUUUAUUUACUUAUUUGAACAAAAUUUAAAUGCUAACUUUUUCAAACAAAGCAAUACUGACGUCACAAUCAGCAGACUUCUGGUAGCUACAUGAAUUUUACAGCACUAUUGUGGUGCUGCCAACGUUUGCACCAACGAAAUAACACAAUUUUUGACCUGAUAAAUUGCGGGAGUUGCCACAUUUCAGAGAAAUGCUUCAAUCGCGAUUCAAAUCUGGCAACCCGCUAAUUCUUUCAGUUUCAGUUGAAUUUUUGUCGUGGUUGGUUCGUUUGUCGCUGCGCGCGCGUCAAAUAUGUAAUUAAACUGAAAUCAAAAUUACAAGUAUAAUUGAUAAUAAUAUUCAAGACGCCGAACACACGCAAAAGUAUAACAAAAAAUAUCUAAACACAAAUAUAUAUGUUAAUCGUAAAUAUAAUUUGAUUAAAAGUUAAAUAACGGCAAAUUAAACACACCCCCCACUGCAGUUCCCCUCGCACCGCAUCGCCGUGCUUCUCUGUCUCUUCUAUUUAUGCAAAUUGUGUAAAUGCAUAUGUGAGAGUGUGUGUGCGGCGGUUUAUCGUCGUCGGAGCGAAGAGCGAAGCGUACGCGCGCGGUUGUCGCUGUGUGUGUGUACGCGUAUACGUGUGUGAGAGAGUGUAUGUUGUGUGUGUGGGCGAUUGUGUUUAUGUGGAAAACGCAUUAAUUACACAAAUACAAAUGCAAAUACAGCAACAACAAGAAAUGUAAAUACAAAUAACAAAUACAAUCAAAUACAAACAAAAACAAUACCAAAGUGAAUUAAAUUAUAAAAAAUAUAUAUAUAAUAAAUAUUUGACUCCCGGAUCGUGAAUAAUAAGAAAAACAAAUCGAACUACAACAAAAAGGAAUUUUCUUGGAGAAAUAUGCUGAAAUUUCGAAUAAAGCAUCAAACGGAUUGGAAUUAACCGACGAUCAGCAGAUGGAAGCAUUCGCUUCAAUGGUCUCUCAACGCAAUUGCCCCCCAAUACUAAAAUAAAUGAAAAAGUAAAAAAAAAAAGAAAAUAAUUCGAAUCGAUGUAUCGAAUCGAUUGAUUGAAUCGAUCGCCGUGUGUUUUCACUGUGAGGCAAAAAAAGAAAAAAGCAAAAAGUAAAUGCAAAAAAGGAAAAAAGCAAAGCAAGCAAAAAUGCAAUGAAAAAUUAAGAAAUCAAGAGAUCUAGUGCAAAUUGAAAGUAUCUCGAAAAAUGUGCGAGUGAACCGAGAGAAAGAGAAAAAGAAAAGAGAGAGAGAGUUAAAUCUUGAAAGCGGGAUAUUCAAUCAAUGGGAGGAGCGCGCCCAUUUAAAAUUAUGCGCCUCCACAACGACGGCAUACGGGAAAUGCUCAAUAGAUCGUGAGUUAUCGAAACAUGGUACGCGACAGCAGCCGUAACAUUUGUUUUGGAAAAUUAGCCGAAACUACGCAGCAGCAACAACAACAAAUAGCCGUGGAUAGUAGCAGCAGCAACAACAACAAUAACAACAACACUAACAAUAACCAUAGCCAGAAACUACUACGCGAUACUUUGAAAAGGUCUACAGAAGAACCACCGACAAACAGCUUCGAAAGGAACUACUACGAUCGCAGCCGUCUAGUUUACCAACAAGCCACCAGCAACGCAGUCGCCGCAGCAGCAGCAGCAACUGUCACCAGCAGCAGUAACAACAAUAGCAACAGCAGCGAAAGAUCGCGCGCUCGAGAUCGCUUGUAUAGGAAUGGUUCAGCAGCAGCAGCCACUACAGCAGCAGCAGCAGUUGGUGCGUCAGCGACAAGCAGCAGCAGCAACACGACGACAACGACGACGACAGCGGCAACAGCAUCAGCAGCUGGUGCAGCAGGAGCUGGCGGUGCACUGUCAACAGCAGCGACAACAACGCCACAGCAGCAGCAGCAAGCCUCUCCAGGGCAGCAGCAGCAGCACAACAACAACAUUAACCAAAACACACGCGUACCGCAGUCAUGGUACGAUUCUGCUGCUGCGACGACAGCGCAUCUGAAAAGUCCUGGUGGCAGUGGCAAUGCCGGCGUCUCAGCAGCUGGCGGCAUAAUAAUGAGCAGCUCACCGAUCAAUCAUCAUCCGCAUUCGCAUCCACAUCAUCAUCACUACAACACAUCCGCCUCGUACACAACAGCAACCGCAGCAGUUGCAACAUCACCCGCCCACUCGCAAUCGCCGCAUACGCACACCACGAUCGCGGCGGUGGCAGCGGCUGCGGCGGCAGCAGCAGCGGCAUCAGCAUCCUCAAGCACCACCACAACAACAACCGCCAUGCAUCGCAGUGUUGCGUAUGCGGGCAGUGCUACGGAUGAAACAUCGUUACGCAAAAUCCACCUGCAACACAACAACAAUAAUAACAACAACAACAGUAGUAGUAGCAGCAACAGCAGCAGCAGUAGAAACGUUGCUGGCGUCAGUAAACUGAAUAAGCUGCUCAAAUCGGCCACAGGACGCAGUGGCUCCGAGUCGCCGGGUGGCGGCCCAGGAAGCGGUGGCGGAAGUAGUGUUGCACAGGCAGCGGCGGUAGCAGCAGCAGCAGCGACGACGACAAGUACAAUCACAAACAAUAGUUUUAGUAGUAAUAGUUUAAAUAAUACAAUAAACACGGCCACUCCAACGAUGCCAAUUGCUGCAACAGCAGCAGCAACAGCUUCAAGUGGCAACAACAGCAACAGCGGAGUAGGAGGAGCAAGUGGUGGCGGAGUUAGCGGAAGCGGCGACAUUUUAAAUGUGGCCGCCGCCUUGGCAGCAGCCGUCGAUAAUGGGAAUGCGACGCCGCAAAUGGUCGGCGGUGGUGGUCGAGCGCCGCGUCAUCAUUUACAUGGCCGGAGCACCACAUCGUCGAGUCGCUCCCAUUCGCGUUCGCCGAGCAGUUACAGCAGCUCGCACAGCUCAUCGUCGGCGUCGUCGCACUCAUCGUCGCAUUCGCACGCGUCCAGCCCGAUUUCGGGCAAUUGUGCUGAUGUUGUCGUUGGCGGCGGUGUCGCUGGUGCUGGAGGUAGCAGUGGAGGCGCUGGCGGUGGUGUAUCCACCUCAUCGCGCAGCUCACGCAGCCUGCAGUCCUGCGUAGCAGUUACCAGCAACUCUUCAAAUCCCAGUGGCAAUGUCGGCGGUGGCUGCGGUUCGAGCAGCAGCAGCAGUAGUAGCUCGAGCAGCAGUAGCAGCAGCGGCUGCUUGACCGCUAAUCCGGUGGUGCAUUCCGAAGAUAAUCGACCGCUGGCGAUACGAGUACGCAACCUGCCCGCACGUUCCUCGGACACAUCCCUUAAGGAUGGUCUCUUUCACGAGUACAAAAAGCACGGCAAGGUCACGUGGGUGAAGGUCGUGGGUCAGAACUCGGAACGCUAUGCGCUCGUCUGUUUUAAGAAACCGGACGAUGUGGAAAAAGCGCUCGAGGUCUCACACGACAAACAUUUCUUUGGCUGUAAAAUCGAAGUGGAACCCUAUCAGGGCUACGAUGUCGAGGACAAUGAGUUUCGGCCAUAUGAAGCUGAGCUCGAUGAAUAUCAUCCGAAAUCGACGCGUACGCUCUUCAUUGGCAACCUGGAGAAGGACAUUACGGCCAGCGAGCUGCGCGUGCACUUUGAGAGCUUUGGCGAGAUCAUUGAGAUCGACAUCAAGAAGCAAGGACUCAACGCGUAUGCCUUUUGUCAGUAUUCCGAUAUUGUGUCCGUGGUGAAGGCCAUGCGUAAAAUGGAUGGCGAACAUUUGGGUAGCAAUCGGAUUAAGCUUGGCUUUGGCAAAUCAAUGCCCACGAAUUGCGUCUGGAUUGAUGGCGUUGGCGAAAAGGUAUCCGAAUCAUUUCUGCAAUCGCAGUUCACACGCUUCGGCACAGUGACCAAAGUGAGCAUCGAUCGUAGUCGCCAGUUGGCACUGGUGUUGUACGAUCAGGUGCAGAAUGCGCAGGCUGCGGUCAAGGAUAUGCGUGGCACGAUCAUGCGUGGUCGCAAGCUGCAAGUGGACUUUGCCUCGCGCGAAUGCCAGGAUGCCUUCUAUGACAAGCAGGAGAAGCAACAGCAGCAGCAGCAACAACAGCAGCAGCAACAACAGCCGCAACAACAGCAGCCGCAACAGCAGCAACAACAACAGACGGCUCAGCAACCAAAUGCGGGCAACUCCUCAACGUCAUCGACAUCCGCGUCACGCUUUAAUCGCUAUGAAUCGUCACAGUCACGUUCGCGCGCGUCCUCCUUUAGCCGGCAUCAGAACUCCAAUGAUGGCUGCUCACCCGGCAGCAGCACACCAGGGAGUAGCAGCGGAGCUGGCAGUACUACUGGCAACAACAACGGCAACAGUGGCACACCCGUGAACAACAGCAGCGGCAGCAGCUCGUCCAGCAACGCGAUGCCCGCGCCAAGCAUUGCCUCGGCAAUUGUGAGCAACAGUGGAUCGACGUCGACAACGCUGCCAUCGGUGGUGGGACAGAGUUCGAUGCCUAUGUCGCCGGCUGCAAUGGUGCAGGCAAGGAUGCGCAUGGCUCGCAAUGCACGACACACCAUCGACUUUGACUUUAACGAUGUGGGUCGACGUUUUCGCAACUUUGACGAGUACUCGGGCAACAACAGCAGCAGUGGCGGCAACAAUAGCAACAACAGUCAGGCACAGGACGAUGAUGCUGGCAGCAUGGGAUUGCGUUCCGAUUCACCAGUGAUAGCACGUCUAGGACCGGCCGUUAAUUGCAGCAACAGCAACAGUGAAACGCUCGAGGUGACGCUGAACAACAGCGGAAAUGGUAACAGCAGCAACAGUCGGCGACGUUGUGGUAAGACAUCUGUAGAUUUGCGCCAUCAUGUGCACAAUCAACGUUUCCAAUUGCCAGAACAACAACUCGAGGAAUGCCCGUCCAGUGGUGAUGAGGGCGUGGUCAGUCCGCGCAAACGCAUCAAAAUGGAUUACCAUCAUCAUCAUCAUUCCAAUGCCAGUGCGUCGCAGCUGAUGGAUACGAGCAACGAUUCAUCGUCCUCUGGCCACGGUAACAAGCCGAAUCCGCUGUCCAACUGUGAUGUCAUACACGAUCCGUUGAAUCGCAAAAGCGAAAUCCGACGCGUCUCCGAGGCGGGCAAAUUUGCAGCGGUGGCGCCGCCGCCGACACAGCAUCACAACAUGAUGAUUAAUUGUCGCCGGCCCUCCAUCGAUGUGGGCGCUUUGUCAGCGCUGUCCAAUUCAUCGGCAUUUCGCCACGGUCUGGUUGGAGCGAGCAGUAUGGAUCAGCAGCAUCUGAUGAAUGCAUCGCUGGCGGCGAAGCGACGUCGUGUCACUGGCUCACUGCAGCAGCUGCAACAGUUGCAGCAACCGCUGCAGUCUCAAUCGAACUCCACAGCCACCGCCACCUCGAACAGCAGCAGCAGUGGUGCUCUGACGCCCACACUGGCCGCACCCACGCCCAACGAUGACUAUCAUCAUCAUGCGUCGCGGGGACGCGGCCAUCAGCUACAUUCCCAUCACUCUCACGAGGCCAGCGGUGGCGAGAGCGCCGAUGGUUCACGUCCUGGCACGCCGCUGUGCGAUGAGCGACCCGAGGUGCUGCCCACAGAACCGCGUCGUCUGCCUCCUCCCAGGGAGCGGGCGCGAGAGCGAGUGCGCGACAUCAUGUGGCUGCCGUUGCCCAAAUUUGGUGUGCUGUUCUUUCAACAACAGCGGAAUGCUUUGGGCAACGCUGGCAGCGGCAGCUUGACUAGCGGCGUCUGUAGUUAUCUGCAACAGCUGACGACGACGGUCAAUUUGCUAAACACCACCAACAACAGCAGCAGCAGCAACAACAACAAUAACAACUCUAGUCUAAGUGCAGGCGCCGCUACAAUGAGCGGCUCAGCGACUGCAUCCAGUUCGGCGUUUCUGCCCAGCCCCUCCUCUCGCUACUGGCGCUCCAAUCAUCAUCAUCACCACCACCACCAACAGCAGCAGCAACAACACCACCAGCCUCAGCAGCAGCAACAACAGCAAUCGCUGUCGGUUGGUCUCAUGCAAAGUCCUGCGCGUCCACGCUCCCUCAGCUCCAACUCAAGUGACUCGGAUGUGCCUGGCGGUCAGACAGGCGGCAGUCCGUCGCUCGAUGAGCGACUGCGCAACUUUGAGGAGAACUACGAACGCUGGUCCGGUGGCAGCAGCAGCAACAACACAAAUCCCGGCCAUGGCCACAGUCAUAGUCAUGGUCACGGUCACAGCCAUGGUCACAGCCACAGCAGCAGCAGUCAAUCGAACACGCCGUCGUGGCAACUCUCGAUGCACACGACUAACCUCAGUGGCUUGAGCUCGGCGCAUCAGACGGGCUCAGGGAAUAGCAACAGUUCCAGCGGCACUGUGUCCAGUUCGACAAGCAAUUCCCGUCACAAGUUCCUCGACAUUGAUGAGCUGCAGCCGUCGGACAUUGUCAAGUCACUGCUGGCCAAGAAAUCCGUGUUCGACGAUGACUUCCAGCGACUGAAGAAGAAUCAAUGGUACGAGCCUGCAACGACAGACUUUGGCAGUGGUUCCGCCAUCGCUGGUAGUGCACGGCAUGGUCUCUGCAGUGGCAACACUUCGCCUGCAUUGCCCAAUUUGGCGGCCACCAAGACGACGCCCAUCAUUGGCAACUGCAACAGCAGCAAUGCAAGUGGCAGUGGCAGCAGCAGCAGCUGCAAGACGACCGGCCUAUUGCAACGCCUGAGUAGCUUGUCGCCAAUGAACUCGCCCCAGGCAUCGAUGUCGCCCUACAACAGUCCGUCGCCAUCGCCCAGUGUGGUUAAUGCCGCUGCGGCCAGCAAUCUUGGCCAACUGGCCAAGUCAAGUGUUGUUGGUACUAGCGUUACAGCGACAACAACAGCAGUACCGACAGCGGCUGCCACAGUUGCCGCCACAUCGGGCAGCAGUGCCGGAGCCACCAAAGGUCUGCAAUAUCCAUUUCCCUCACACCCGCCAUUGCCAAACACGGCAGCGCCGCCGCCAGCGGUGCAGCCAGCACCACCACCGCCCCCAGAGGUGCCCAAGACGAAGCCACCAGCAUCAACGGGCAAUCCGCAGCAGCAACAACAGCAGCAGCAUCUUAAUAAGAGCCUCAGCGUGCCAGCUAGCGCUGCAGUCGAGCCACGUACGCUGCAGAAGUCGGCUUCAGUGCCCGGCAGCACCAACGUGGGCACCACAGGCAGCAGCAAUACCACAAGCAGCAGUGGCAGCUCUACCUCCUCCAACGGUAACAGUUCCUCAGCAACAACCACACACGUACAAAAGCAACCGCCAAACAACUCAAUGGAUGAUAUGGAGACCAAAGCUGGCAGCAAAAGUGCCACCAACUCGACAUCUUCCACAUCCUCAUCGAAAAAGAGCAGCAGCGACAAGUCGCAUGGCAGCAGCAGCAAGCACAACAAUCGCUCCGAUGCAGACAAAAAGUCCUCCAAAAAGUGCUCGUCAUCAUCCUCAAGUUCCAGCUCCGAUAAACGCAAAAACUCCGUCACGUCACAGUCUUCUAAGUCGGCGACGCCAAAAGUGGAAGAUGAUUCCAGCGAGUCGGACGAUCCAGUUGAGAAAAUCGACAAAGAACAGCAGCGUCAGGAGCGGGAAAAGGAAAAGGCGCAACACAAGGAAAGACAAGAACGUGAAAAGCGCGAAAAGGAACAGCGCAAACAACAGGAGCGCGAGGAGAAGGAGCGCAAAGUACAGGAGGAGCGAGAACGCGAAGAGCGCAAGGCCAAAGAGGAAAAGGAAAAAGAGCGCGAACGAGAGCGAGAGCAGCGUGAACGCGAACGAAAAGCGCAAGAGGAACGAGAACGCGAACGAGAGCGUGAGCAAAAGGAACGAGAAGAACGAGAGCGAGAACAGCGCGAAAAGGAGCAGCAACGUGAACAGGAGGCGCGACUGGCGCGCAUGCGUGACAUGUCCGCUUAUCACAAAAACAAAUCCGAUGCCAGCUCCGAAGCGAGCAGCUUCUAUGCUCACAAUACUGCCAGCACUCCCAGCGACUGUGAACGGCAGAACAACAAGGAGAACGCCGCCACCGUUGCUUGCGAUACGACUUCAACAACGGCUGCAACUGCCGCCAAUGCUGGUGUCGAAGGCAGCAGCAACAAGGAGCGCUCUCGAAAGUCGUCGCGCAAUUCUCCUGUGCCAAUUCCACGGCUGCACAAGCGACGACUCAGCUCACAGGACAGCAAUCACAGCAGCGAUCGCACGGGCCAGAAUCAUGAGGAUUAUGUGAAGCGUAUACGCAUGGAGAACAGCAAUCAGAAUGCCAAUCAGCAGCGUCUUGGCGACCGUCGUGACUCAAAGGAGCACAAGAGCAGCAGCAGCAGCGGAGGUGGAUGCAAGGAGGAGAAAAGCAGCAGCUCCAAGUCGCAUGGCAACAGCAGCUCUAAGCAUCAUCGCCGUGAGAAGCAUCACAGCAAAGCUUCGAGUAGUGAGUUGGCCAAUGCUGAGUUGGACACAUCCGCAUCAGCUGCAAGUGCAGCUGCAUCCAAGCAGCAGCAACAGUUGCAUACGCUCAACACGAGCGAAGAGGAACAACAGCAACAAUCACAGCAGCCAUCUCAGCAGCAACAAUCAUUGCCCAAGCAGCGCGAGCAUCAUCAUCACGGCAGUUCCUCGUCGUCGCGUCAUAAGAGCAAGCGGGAUCAUCAUCAUCAUCGCGAGAAGAAACGACACUCGGUGGCCGAGUCGACAAAUACAGAUGAAGAGUCCUCUCACAAUCCCCACAGACGCAUUUCGGCAGCUGGCAGCUCUGCUGGCGAGCUGAGCUCCACGAAUACCAACAACACCUCGAGCAGCAAGCUGUUGCAACAUCAUCAUCAGCAACAACAGCAGCAGCAGUCGCAACAGCAUCAUCACCAUCAUCGUCGCAGCGUUGAGCGCAAAUCCUCUCGGGGAUCUGACGAGACUUCCACGCAUCCACGCAAAAUGAUGCUCAGCUCGGCAGACUCGGAUGACACCGAUGAUGCCUCCAAGAAGCAUUCCAUCUUUGACAUACCUGACGACUGUCCCAACGUGUCCAUGUACGACAAAGUGAAGGCUCGCAGCUGCAAGAACAUGCAACGCCAGGCCGAAGAGAAGAAGAUCAAGGCGAAGUUCUCGCAGCUGAAGCAGUCGCGUGCCAAGAAGAAGCGUUCCACUAGCUAUGAUGGCGACAGUGACACCGAGUUUGAGGAUCGUCAUCAUCAUCGCAAUAGCGGCAGCAGCAGCUUCCAUGGGCGCAAUCACGGCCUAAGCAGCAGCGACGAUGGCAACGAGGAUGACGAAGGUUACCGCAAGUUGCCGCACAGUCGUAUCUUCUCCGAUUCGGAUGCCGAAGUGGAUGCUAAGACAGCAGCAUUCAAUGCGAAACGCAUGCGCCAACAGAUGCAACACCUGAGAAAUUUGUGUGAUGGCGACGACAGCUCCGAGGAUGAAAUACGUCGCAAUGUCCUCAGCCAUUCCAUCAAAAGGAAUUGCCACUCAACACGCAUUGCCUCCGACUCAGAAUCGCAAUCGCUGCCAGCUCCCGAGAUGAUUGCCAAUGCUAACAGCAGCAGCAUUAAGCAGGAGCCGGAAAUCAAGCAGGAGCAACUAUCGGACACUGAGCUACCCAAGUUUGCCAAGCUGCGACACGAUUCGCACUCUUCCAACGAGGAACGCAAGAUUAAAACCGAGUUGAAGAAGGAAUUCAAGUACUUCAAUGCCAGCUACUCAAACUACGUUGAUAGCGAUGCCGCUGCCAAACUCAAGGAGUAUUCACCGGAGACCCGCAAGAAGCAUAAGAAGAGCAAGAAGCGUCUCAAGACCUCAACCGAUGCAGUGUCGACUGUGGCGGCUUCCAGUGCCGGCGGCAGCAGCAGCAUCUUCGAUGUAUCCGACUGUAAACCCAACAAAUUCGACAGUUUCGAUGAGCUCAAGACAGACCAACAGCAGAUGCAGCAGCCACAGCAACAGCAACAACAUGUUGUGAUGGCUGCCACGUUGGAGGCAGUGACAACACCAAAUGCUGCCAGCGAGCGACGCAAGCACAAGGAGCGCAAAGAAAAGAAGCGCGAGAAGCUACGCAAUCUUAGCGAAACCAAUGCAAGUGGCUCAGUGGAGCAGCUGAGCGAAAAACUCUCCAAGGAAGAGCGUCAUCGGCUGAAGAAGUCGAAGAAAUCCAAGAGCCUGGACACCUCAUCAAGGAUGUAUAAUGCCAAUACAUCGAAUGCCUCACCGCCAACGCCCACGUUGAGCACGCCCGCUCGGGAGCCAACGAAGCGUAGCAGCGAAGAUAAGAUGGAGGACAUCUUUGGCAUCAUCUCUGACGAGGAGGAGGAAGAGGAGGAGUCUCAGCUAACAGACGAGCAGCAAGACACGGCGGCCAAAGUACAGCUGUCCACCACAGGACCUAUGGUCUCGGCUGCCCUGCAAACCUACAAGCAAGAACCUCCGCUUAGUCAGCUUAGCAGCAACAAGGAGCCAACACAGCAGCUGCAAUCGCAACAGCAAUCUCACCAGCAACAGCAGCAGCAACAACAACAGCAGCAAGAAGACUUGGAGCUGGAGCGCAGUGAGCGAGAGCGACAUCGCAAGGAGAAGCGCGAGAAGAAGCGCCGUGAGAAAUCUGCACGCGAGCAGCAGCAACAACAACAACAACAGCAGCAACAACAACAGCAGCAGCAGCAACAAGCUGCCAGUAAGCUGGAUGACGACAACAGUGUCGAUAUGGAUGAGGCAGGACGUGCACUGGAGGCACAGCUGAUGGAUGACUUUGACACCCAGAAGCUGCCCGAGGAUGCUACGCCCUCAACAGCAACCACAUAUCGCAGCGACAUGACGGACGUGUUCCGCUUCUCCGACAACGAGGAUAAUAACUCCGUUGAGCAACAACAGCAACCACAUCAGCCACCGUUGCCGCCAACCGACAAGCUCGAGUCCAAGGAGACAACAUCUACGGUGGCGCACAAGAGUCGGGAUAAGAAGAAAAAGAAGAAGCGCUCCAAGGAAGAAAAGCAGGAGAAACUCGACAAGCAGCAGCAGCAACAAUUGCAGUUGCGCCGCGAGUCUGUCUGUCCAACAGCAUCCACAACGGCUGCCGCCUCCUCUUCGGUGACUUCGCUAACCAUCAAUGUGCAGGCAGCCAGCAAGCAUGCCGGGGAACAGCUCGAGAAGGAGUCGAAACGCAGCUCGCCGGUCUGUAAGCCAUCGCCUAGCCUGCCGUGCCUGCUUGGCGAUGACGAUGAGGAGCCUAUCUUGGUGCCUGUGAUUAAACCCUCGGCUAGCUCCAGCCUGUCAGACAAGCAUCGCUUGUCGGAUGCGUUGUCGCCAACUCGCGAGAAGCCACGUCUAAUCAGUCCCAUACCUAAGACGCCAACAAUUGGCCAGGGUAACAGCUCCAUGCUGUCCACACAAUCUGCAGAAACCCCCGUAAGCAGUACUGUUGCUCCACUGGUAACCACGCCCACAUCCUCCACAUCCGCAGCAGCGGCCGAGGCAAAGGCGGCGCAGGAGAACACCUCACCAACCAGUGCUGGAUUGAACAAAAAGAAGGAGAUCUUCAUACCUGGAUUUGAUGGUCAACUCGAUGACAAGAUCAGUGAGUCAGCCGUGCAAUCAAUAUCGGCGGAGUUCAACAACGCGCUCUUGGAUGCACUGGCAGAUGAGCCUAAGAUUCCGGUGGCCUCUCCACCUGGUGCCAUCAAGUCUAUGGACAAGAUGGAGGACAGCAAGUCGCGUGUAACCAUCUCGCAGGAGGAGACUGAGAGCGCCGUCUCUGCAUUGUUGGGUGAAAGCUUUGGAACCUCAUCCACGGCAGAUUACUCGCUUGACGGCAUGGAUGAUAUGACCGCAGCCGUCACGGAAGUGGUUGUCGCCGAGCCCGAUGAGGAGGCAGCUCUCGCAGCCAAAGCAAUUGAAUCGGCAGUCGAAGAAGUCGUCAACGAACCCGAGCCAGAACCUGAGCCUGAACCCGAACCAGAGCCAGUUGUGGUCUCGGUAGGCGUGGUACUUGAUGCUGAGGAGGUUAACAAGGCGGUGCAAAGUCUGCGCAACGAAGACAUGGACAUCAAAGCGGAUACACCGCAGUCCGAAAGGGAUCUACAAAUCGAUACGGACACUGAGGAAAAUCCCGACGAAGCCGAUAGCAGUGGACCUAGUCUUAAGAUUGAUGAAACUGCCACACAGCACAGCAGCGGCUCUUCGGAGAAAUCUUCGCCAAUGGCAAGCAACAAGUCGAUUGACUCAGUCCCAGCACAGACACCAGCAUCGCCUCAACCGUCGGUCAUCACCAAGUUGCCAAUUGCAGCAGCAACACCAGCUCCUGCUCCAACGGUGUUGAAUACCUCGGCAAAGCAACCACUGAAAAUCGAGCCACCAACUAUCAGCAAGCUCCAGCAGCCGUUGGUGCAGCCCGUGCAGACGGUGCUCCCAGUGCCUGGCACACCAACAGCAACGACAACAAUUGCUACCGUUGCUGCGGUGCCAACUGCAGGCAGACCGACGACGCCAGUCAUCAAUUUGGACCUGUCGAAUGUGAUGGCCAACUGCUCGACGACAACCAGCAACAACAGCUCUGCCUCGAUAUCGUUUGGCAGUCCGACAACCACACAGAAGAUCAUGCCUCAGGCAUCGACACCCAAGCAAGCGCCGGCCCCAGCACAACAGCAACCGUUGCAUCAGUUGCCGCCACAGCGCACGCAGUCGUUGAUCAUGCAACCGCCAACCAUAUCGAUACCGGAGCAGGCGCCGCACUUUGUGGUGCCACACUUGAUAUUAUCGCCGCAUCAACAGCAGCAGCAACAACAACACCAGCAGCAGCAACAUCAAGCUCAACAGGUUGCUCCAGGUGGCGCAUCCUUUAUGGUGGGUAUGCGAGCGCCGUCGCCGCAUAGUCCGUUGUUGUCCCCGGGACGUGGUACGCCUAAUCGCCAACUCAGCCCAACAGUCAGAGCUGUGGUACCAGCACAGCAACAACCUCAGCUGCAGCAACAACAGCAUCCGUUGUUGACAUCGCCCACAGGCAACAUGAGCCCAUUGCCCAGUCCCACAUCACGCGGCGUUGCAUCGACAACAACAACGUCACCCACAACAGCUGGAAAGUUGCCAACACCCAACAGCUACAUGCCUCGGGCUGCUCUACCACCACAGCAACAACAGCAACAAGCCUCACACAGCAUGCCAAAGUCUGUUAUUGAGCUGCAAUCGAGUUCAGUUGCUCCACAAGGACCACAAUUGCUGCCGAUGCCGCUGCCAUUGCAGAAGAUGCCGCCAUUGCCGGUGUCGCAUCAUCCGACCAUCAUCAGCAAGGUGGUCACCGUGCAGCCGCAGCAGGCGACGCAAUCGCAGGUUGCCAGCUCGCCGCCAAUGGGCAGUUUGCCGCCACACAAGAAUCUGCAUGUGAAUGCGCAGCAGCAACAACAUCAUCAACAACAGCAGCAGCAUUCGCCGCAAAUAAUGCCGAAGAUGACAGCACAUCAGCAACAACAGCAGCAGCAGCAACAUGCGCCACAAGUGCAAAAGUAUAUACAGCAUCAGCAGGUUGUAGAUCGCAAACCUGCACAGCGACAGCAGCAACAACAACAGCAACAGCAGCAUAACAUGCAACAGUUGCAGCUGCAGAUGCCACAUACUCAGCACUUGCCACAGCAAAUGCAGCAUCCACCUUUGUCACCUGGCGGACUGACUCAUCCAAUGCAGCAGCAGACGCAGCACUUGAUGCAGCAACAACAGCAGCAGCAACAAAUGCAGCAGCUACAACAACAGCAGGCGCAACAGCAGCAACAUCAACUGCAUAUACAGAAACUGCAGCGACAACAACAGCAGCCUCUUACGCAUCUCACGCCACCUCCUCCCAUGUUUGCGCAACAGCAGCCACAACAGCAGCAACAUCAACAGCUACCACGCAACAUGCAACAGCAGCUGAGCUCGCCAGGCAGCAAUGUUACAGCGCACAGUUCACACAGUCCACAGGCACAGCAGCAACAACAACAGCCGCCUCAUCCCUCGACCAUACUGGUGCGUGCUUCCACACAACAGCAGCAACCACAGCAACACUUGCAGCAACAGCAACAACAAUCGCUCAAUGUUAUACAGAGCGCGCCACCAGCGCAAAAGAUUAUUGUGCAGCAGCAAAUUGUUCCCGCACCAACGGCAGCCAUUCACUAUCCACCACCCAAGGAGGCGACAAACGUUGUCGAGACACCAGUCGUGUUGCCGGUGAAGACCUCAGAGAGCGUAUCUGUGAUACGCACGCCAACGCCAACCAUCAGCUUGGCCAGCUCACCGCAGGCCUCGAAGGCAGCUGGAGCAGCGGCAGCAGCAGCAGUAGCUGCAACAUCGCUGCUGACGGAGGAGAAUGUGAUCAAGAUAUCGCAGCCGAAGCAGGAUGAGCUCAUCGAGCAGGACUCGAAGGAGGUGGACAGCGAUUAUUGGUCUGCCAAGGAGGUGAACAUUGACAGUGUCAUCAAGAAGCUGGAUCCAGUUGCAGCAGCCGCUGCCAAGGAGGACAAGCGUGGCUCAGUGCAACAGCAACAGCAACAACCGCCAGUAUCGGCGAUUGAGGUGCAGCCCACAGCACCUGAGGCGGCAACAGCAAAUGUUAUGCCAGCAGCAUCAGCAGCAGUCAGUGAAUCCCCAACAGCAGCAGUGUCAGCUGCAGCAGCUGCGGCCGCGGCAGCCGCCUUGGCCAAUGAUCAUGAUACAGAGGAUGAGACCGAAACGCGGCAGUUGCCACUGAAGACAACGGCGACGGUUGGUCGACCUCCCAGCACACGUGGAACAGGCGCAAAACGUGGCCGACAGCCACGAGGUGGCAAGAAGCAGGCAGCUAGCUUGCCGUUGCCACAAGCAACAGAUCCAAGUGUGCUGCUUUCACCUGGUGACAAUGGAGUGCACACGCGACUGCGCAAGCCGGCAACGGUGCCCGUUACUCGUGGUCGCAAGGGACGUCCGCCACGCAAUCUUCUGCUGCAGCAGCAACAGUUGCAGCAACAGCAAAUUGCCCAACAGCAGCAGCAGCAACAACAACAACAACUUGCUCAGCAACAGCAGCAAAAGGAGCUGAUCACACCAGCAACACCCAAUGUGCUGCCUGUGCCCACAGCGGCUGAGAAGAAGGCGCGCAACCAGGCACUGACUCAGGCAAGUGGCUCCAGUCAGGACAUUUAUGAGUUCCACGACGAUGCCAACGAUGCAGAGCCCAAGGUGAAGGUGACUCCGGUUACGGUGACAGCAGCAGCAGCUGCCGAUGAUACGCGUCCGCGUCUAAUUCUCACCAUCAACAAGGUGAAGAACAGCAGCGAACUGGAACCGCAACCACAGCAGCAGCAGCAGCAAGAGCCACCACAGCCGCAACAGCCUCAGUUGGAACCCAACACAGACAGCUCAGAGUCGACGAAUACACGCAAGUCGCGACGUUUGCAGGAGAAAGAAGAUCGAAGCACUGUGGAUGACAUUAUUGAGGAUGUGGUGCGCAACACCAACACACAGCAGCAACAACUGUUGCAGCAGCAAUUGCAGCAACAGCAGCAACAACAAUUGCCCAAGGGCGCACAAACACCACCACGUCGCUCUGGUCGCAAUGCGCAGGCAAAGAAAGCAGACGCACCGCAAGCACCGAAUGCUGUGGGCAGACCAAGGCGCUCUAAAGACCGCAAAACAAUCUGUGAUCCACCAGCGAGCAUGCAAGAGGAUGUCACACCAGUGUUGCUGCCACCCCCAACAACUGCAGCAGCUGCAGCGCCAACACCGAUUGUUGUUGAGACGCCGGCCCCAUCGAUGCAGCCGCAACAGCAGCAGCAGCCUCAACAGCAGCAGCAGCCACAACAACAGAUGCCGCACGUGUUGGAGGUCAAGGAAGCAGCAGCGCCAGCACCAGCACCAGUUCCACAACCGGCACCAGCACCUGUGGAACCAACACCGCCUCCACCAGCGCCACCUGUUGUCGUCUCCAAGCCAACGCCACAGCAUCCCAAAAAGAAAGCAAUUGCAGCCGCCGAGAUCGAAUCGUAUCAGGCGAUCAACUCAUCCAUGCCGCCCAUGCAUCAGACAGCUGCUCCUGCGGCCACACAGAAGAUCACUGGCGGUGCAGCAGAUGCUGUCAGCAAGGCAUUGAUCGAUCCCGUCACUGGAGUCAUACAAGCAGGCAUGCCUCAGGGCAAGGAGGGCAAUCUGCCAGCAGCCAAUGCUGCAGCGCCUGCAAACAGUGGCAACGAUGUAGCGCCGCUGCAACAGCAGCAUCAGCAACAGCAACACCAGUUGCAACAGCAGCAACAACAGCAGCAGCACCAACUACAAAUCAGCGCCACUGUUAUAGCGCCUGCCACGCCCAUUACACCCUUGAGCAAGCCAGUGCCGUUGCAAGUGCAAGAAGCGGCAGCCACGCUGAUUAAUAAACCAGUCAGUGUGCUGGUCAAGAGCAAUGUGACUCCGACGCAACCGGCAAUGGUCAUACAGCAGCAACAGCAGCAGCAGCCACAGAUGCCGCAACAGCAACAUGUGCUGGCCAAUAAGCAACCAUUGGUAUUGCAGCAGAAUCCGUUGCCAACCGUGUUGCACCAUGCUCAGCACAGCAAUGUGCGUGGGCCGCAACCGCUGAAGGCUCAUGUACUCAAUCGCGAAAAGAAUCUCCAACAGCAGCAGCAACAACAGCAACAGCACCAACCGCUGACACCCAGCAAGCAGCAGCAGCCGCAUCCCGGACAUAUGUUGCUCACGGAUGCUGCCGGCAAUCAGCAGCUGCUGCAGCCCAACAUUAUUGCACGUCACAUGUUGGGCCAACAACAGCAGCAACAACAGCAUCUGCUGGUCAACAUACCACCACCAACAGCGCAUUCGCCGCACUCGCCCAGAAUACAACAGCAGCAGCAGCCAAAUGCAGUGCCACUGCAACAGCAGCAGCAGCAACAACAACAACAGCAGACACUGGUCAUCAAACAAGCAACAUCUUCGGCUGCACCAACACCGCACACGCAAAUACUGCAUGUGGUGAGCUCGAAGGCCUCGGUGUUGCCACCGCAACAGCAGCAGCAACAACCAGUGCCAACACAGCAGCAGCAACAGCAGCUGAGCAAGCCCAACUUCGGCUAUGCCCCGCCACCACAGCAGCCGCAACCGCAGCCACAGCAGCUCUACAAACAGCCUGUGCAACAGCAGCAGAAGAGUUCGCCACCUGUCCAGUUGCCGCCGCAUAGUUUGUUCUUGUCGCAUCCGUCGCUGUUGCUGCAACCGAAGCCAGCAGCACAUCUGCAGCCACAGCAGCAUCAGUUGACGCCAUCGCCGCCACCCGGCAAACCCAAUCCUGUGGUGCACAACCUACAGGCAGCGGGUCAAAUGCUGCCCGGCAGCGUAGGCAGUCCACCGCCCAUGAAACCCGGACAGCCGCAGCCCAAUCAAGCUGCAGUGCUGCGCACAGCGAUACCCAACAUCAGUCCGCAGGGACAGCCGCGUGUUUCGCCGCUGGUGCUGCCACCUGGCAUGCAAGGCGUGCCGCCCUUCGACGCAAGCAUGCAUGAUCUGGGCGCAUAUGUCAGCGGUCGACGUACGCAGAGUCCGCCGCCAGCGCAUCAGCAGGCAUCGCCCAUAACACCGAAUGAUACAGCGUAUCGUGGCGUGGCAGCAGCCAUGUUCUAUCAACACCACUUGAUACGUAACAGCAGCGACUACGACGACAAAAUCAUCAGCAGCAGUCCACCGCUGGAGUUGCGUCGCCCUGGCAGCGGACCACCGCGCACUAUUGCCGUGCCGCACAGCCUGCAGAGUCCACAAGAUCGCACAGCAGCCGACUCGCCGCAAAUGGCGCAAGUUUAUGUGCAUAACGCACGCAUUCCACACGCCCACUUCAGCGAUAUGGCGACACGUGGCGGCUACUACGAGAGCGCUGGCAUCCAGCUGGAGCCACCGCCAGCACAUCGUGCAGCUGCCUCGAUAAGCGUUGUAGUGCCACCGCCACCGCCAUCAGUGCCGAGUGUGAGUCCCUACAUCAGUGGCGGCGCCUCGGUGUCGGUAUCGGUGCAACCGGGACCACCACACAGUCUGCAUGCCAGCCAGGCCAAGCAACUGGAGCGUGAGCGUGAGCAGCGCGAGCGUGAGAACGAACGGCUCACCAUUGCAGCAGCAGUUGGUGAGUACUCAACUGACCAGCAGCAGCAACCAAUUGCCAUGACUUACACUCGCCCAUCCUACACAACAGCCAAGCAACAGCAGGAGCAUUUGUCUGCGUCUGUGAUGCAUGACAGCAUGCAGGAGUUGCCGCCAGCCCAGCAGCAGCCACCAGCCAUUGGGCCACCACCAGGAGAUUCACUUGUAACGCUGUUGCAACGCUAUCCGGUAAUGUGGCAGGGUCUGUUGGCGCUGAAGACGGAUCAGGCGGCGGUUCAAAUGCACUUUGUGCAUGGGAAUCCCAAUGUGGCACGGGCCUCGUUGCCUAGUUUGGCGGAGAGCACAACGCCCCUGCUGCGCAUUGCACAGCGCAUGCGUCUGGAGCAGACGCAACUGGAGGGUGUUGCGAAGAAGAUGCAGGUGGAAUCGGAGCACUGUAUGCUACUUGCGUUGCCUUGUGGUCGCGAUCAUGCGGAUGUGUUGCAGCAUUCGCGUAAUCUGCAAACUGGCUUCAUCACCUAUUUGCAACAAAAGAUGGCCGCAGGCAUUGUGAACAUUCCAGUGCCGGGCAGCGAACAGGCUGCCUAUGUGGUCCACAUUUUCCCAGCCUGCGACUUUGCCAACGAGAAUCUGGAGCGCGCUGCGCCCGAUCUCAAGAAUCGUGUUGCCGAAUUGGCACAUCUAUUGAUUGUAAUUGCCACCGUCUAACCAGGCGGAGGUUUCAACUAGCUCUACACAACCCACAGGAAUAUGACACUUAACAAUUUUGGAUAUAACAAUUUCAGUGCUAACUGAGAGACAACACUACAUGUAAAGUAAACAAAAAUACCAACCAAUAAUACAUCAACUACCAACUACAACAACAACCAACCACAACAACAAGCAAAACAAGUUACGCUCUUCUAGUAUUUUAAGUAAUUUUAAAUAGUGAUUAAACGAAGAAAGAAAGUAAAGUAAAAAAAAAGUUUAAACAAAAGCAAAACAAAAGAAAAACGCAAACAAGUAAAGAAGUUAAAGAAAAGAAGAAAAUGCAAACUUUAUUGAAUUAAAUAAAUGCAAGAAAUGAUUAAGAAAUUGAUCACAUUUGAGGCCAAGCUCAUACAGUUAAAGAUCAAAUGAUUAAUGGCAAACAAAAGCACACACGAUCCAAUGUAAAUCCGUAAUUCUAAAAAUCUAAAACAACCACACGUAAACAGAGUCCCCUAUUCCCCUUUUAAGAUACAUAUGUAAAACGUAAACAAACAAAAAGAAAAAAGCAAAUGCAAACUGAAAAUUAUCUGUCGGAAUUUGGUUUCUGUAAUUAACAUUAUAAUAAUUUACCCAACUUUUUGAAAGCUUGCAAAGUAUCGUUAAGUUUGAUCUCAAGAAAGUUUUUAUUUUUGCUUAAUGUAAAACGAAAAUGAAAGAAAACAAAACAAAAACAAAAGGAAAUGUGAAAGAAAAGCUUAAAAACCUAACUGUUUACUGUACUACUACUACCAUACAUACAUACAUACAAGCAUACAUACAUAUAUACCUACUAUCCCUAAAGAAGAAAGCAAACAAAACACGUUUAAGUUUUUGAUUGGUGAAUAAUCCAACACACUCACAUACACCAACACCACACAUACACAUGUAUACGCAAAUUACUGCUCGCAGUUUACAAAGUUUCAAAACGCUAAUUAAGUAAAGAGCAAAAGAGAAUUUUCGCUAUUAUUUUCAAUUUGUUCCUCGGCUCCAUGUGGCGCGACAUCGUCGCUGCAUUGACCCGAAGAACGCCAUGAGCGCCACCUGUCGCCAACUACUGUGUAUUAAGAAGCACAAUUAGGUUUAAAGAUGCGCCCAGAGGCUUUUUUUCUACAAUUACAAUACAUACAUACAUUAGAAACACAUACAUACACACGCAUACAUACCUACAUAUAAAUUACAUAUUAAACAUCUAUUUAAUUAUGAUAAACAAAUACGUUAAGCCAAAUAUUUUGUAAUCCUUAGAUACAAGUUUUUCGUUACUUUUUCCUACUCCGCAAAUCAACACAAGUCUUUACACUCUUGUUGUUGUCCUUGCGUUGUUUCUCUGUUCAUUUCUUUUACCUGUUUGCUUGACCAUCAAUCACAGUGACUACAACUACAACAACAACACCACCACUGCCACAACACUGAACACGCAACUAUUUCAAGCAGACGGUGUUUUGCAACACUGUUCUUAUUAUUUAACUUGUUUAGUUUUUUUCGAGCAUGAAACUUUGUAAAUUGUGAAUAGCUUGGGAGCGUAUUUAUAUAUGUAAACAAUUAUACACACAUAUUUUAAGCCUGAUGCUGACACAUACACAUACACAAUAUACAGACACUCAAUAUACGAUACCUAUACAUAUAUAUAAAUUAUAAAAAGAAUUAAUGAAAUGAAAUGAAAAACCCUCUGUACACUCCUUAAACUUAAAAACUUAAACGUUUUCACGCCCCACUUGUAAAUGAUGUGACGAAACUGUAAAAUAUUUAAAUUAUUUAGCGUCGAAAUGGAUAAUUCAUGUACAUGUAAAUACAGUUUAAUUAGUGUUUAGCGCGUAUUUAGUUGUAUGUUUUAAAACUAAAACUGUACAUUAUAUAACACGAUAAAGAUAACGAGUAUGAUGAUGAUGUGAGAAGAGUUCUGAAUUAAAAAAAAAAAACAAAAA